CGCUCGAACAAUAUGCAGUGUCAACUUGUUUAAUGUGUGUCUAUGGUGGCAAUAAAUCAACAAAUAAUAUUUUUUUUAUUAAAAAACCAAUACGUUAUACUUAUAUAUGUGUUCAAGCUUAUUGUUAAACUAUCCACUCCAUCUUUCUAUGCUGCAUGACGAAUGUUAAGAGUUCACUGUCUCACUGUGUUUGUCUAGCUUGGUUUCUUUGUUUUUGUUUCAAUUAUGAAGGACUCAACAAUGGAGAAGGAAGUGGAGCUUUGUUCAAGUGAAGUGGAAAUGGCUUCCCAAAGCAUUCCACAGCCACAAAGGAAAAAGGGUGGUCUUGUGACCAUGCCUUUCAUCAUAGCAAAUGAAGCACUUGCAAGAGUGGCAACAAUUGGUCUUCUUCCUAACAUGAUAAUGUAUUUGACUGGGAGUUACAAGUUUCAUUUAGCCAAAGGAACCCAAGUGCUCUUGUUAUCCUCUGCAAGUAGCAAUCUCACACCAGUCGUUGGUGCCUUUAUUGCUGAUUCUUACCUGGGGCGAUUUCUAGCUGUUGGGUUAGGUUCCAUAAUCACUUUCUUGGGAAUGACACUCAUGUGGUUAACAGCAAUGAUCCCGCAGGCUCGGCCUCGUCCUUGCAACCCUGCAACUGAAAGAUGUAAAUCAGCAACAGCUGGGCAAACAACAAUGUUAUUCACUUCCUUUGCUCUCAUGUCUAUUGGAAAUGGUGGUCUUUCAUGCUCCCUAGCAUUUGGUGCAGACCAGGUGAAUAGAAAAGAUAACCCCAACAACCAAAGGGCCUUGGAAAUAUUCUUCAGCUGGUACUAUGCUUCCACAGCUCUUGCUGUCAUAAUUGCUCUCACAAUAAUAGUAUAUAUCCAAGAUCAUCUUGGAUGGAAACUGGGUUUUGGUGUUCCAGCAGCACUUAUGUUCUUGUCCACUUUGUUCUUCUUUCUUGCUUCUCCACUUUAUGUAAAGAAUAAAAUACAAGGCAGCUUGUUCACUGGCUUUGCACAAGUAAUUGUUGCGACAUAUAAGAACAGAAAACUCACUUUACCCCCAAAGAACUCAGUUGGAAUGUACCAUUCUAAGAAGGCCUCUGAUCUUCUUGUUCCAACCGAUAAACUAAGGUUUCUGAAUAAAGCUUGCAUCAUUAAAGAUCCAGAAAAAGAUAUAGCUGCUGAUGGAUCAGCCUCAAAUCCGUGGAGUCUCUGCACAGUUGAUAAAGUAGAAGAACUAAAAGCUAUUAUUAAAGUUAUUCCACUGUGGUCCAGUGGGAUUAUGAUGUCACUCAACAUUGGAGGCUCAUUUGGAUUGCUUCAAGCUAAAUCCCUCAACAGACAUAUAACUUCACAUUUUGAAGUUCCAGCUGGUUCUUUUUCUGUAGUCCUGGUAUUGACAAUAUUUAUAUGGGUGGCUCUUUAUGAUCGUGUCGUUAUUCCUCUUGCAUCAAUGCUCAGAGGCAAACCAGUUAGGAUCAGUGCCAAGAGAAGAAUGGGAAUUGGGUUGUUUUUCUCUUUUCUCCACUUGGUAACUGCAGCAAUUGUUGAGACUAAAAGGCGAAGAAGAGCAAUUAGGGAAGGAUACAUUAACAAUUCUCACGCAGUGUUGAAUAUGUCUGCAAUGUGGCUUUUUCCUCAACUUUGCUUGAAUGGCAUGGCUGAAGCAUUCAAUGCAAUAGGCCAAAAUGAGUUCUAUUACACUGAGUUUCCUAAAACUAUGUCAAGUAUUGCUUCUUCCCUUUUUGGACUGGGAAUGGCUGCAGGAAACUUGGUGUCUAGUUUGGUAUUCAGCACUGUGGAAAAUGUUACUUCAAGAGGAGGCAAGGAGGGAUGGGUUUUGGAUAAUAUUAACAAGGGGCGUUAUGACAAGUACUACUGGGUUCUUGCUUCAAUGAGUGCUGUUAAUUUACUUUAUUAUCUAGUAUGCAGUUGGGCUUAUGGACCCACAGCUGAUCAAGUAUCCAAGGUAACUGAUGAAAAUGGUACAAAUGAGGAACCAUUAACUCAAUUGGGCAAUGGUCAGGUUGACGAGGCAUCCAAUGUUAUUGAAGAAAUUGACACAAAGGAGAAAGAGUUAACUACAUUUGUUAAUGGCGGUUCGGCUGAAAAAGGUAUUCAAGAUUAGUGAAAACAAUGACUCAAAGGAGGAAGAGUUAACUGAACCUUGUAACAGCAUAAACUAUUUGGAUGGCCACAUUUAUAUUUUCAUGUUUUGAUUAGUAGUAGUCGCAGAUGCUACGAGUGUAAACUGUGUUAGGAUGUCAAGAUGCAAAUGUGCUCCAUAGUAAAAUUGUUAUUCUAAAACGUGCAAACAACUAGAUUUGUUGAGUACUCCUCAGAUAAACGAAAUGAUAAUUCCCUCUG
Messenger RNA from Abrus precatorius (Indian licorice), 2351 nucleotides. Its product is annotated as protein NRT1/ PTR FAMILY 1.2-like. Gene Ontology annotation, molecular function: transmembrane transporter activity. The coding region runs from base 226 to 2112 and encodes 628 amino acids. Gene Ontology annotation, biological process: transmembrane transport; oligopeptide transport. The transcript has 4 exons. Lineage: Eukaryota; Viridiplantae; Streptophyta; Magnoliopsida; Fabales; Fabaceae. Gene Ontology annotation, cellular component: plasma membrane. The record is from RefSeq and is a predicted model, not a curated record.